AUGGAAACGAAGGAAGCGAAAAAGAAGGUUAUUAAACUCAAAAAAGUAAAAAAAUCUGGAAAAGAUGGGGAGAAGUUGAAAAGAAAGAAAUUGUUUGAAUGCAAAGUUGUCAAGUGCUGGUUCGUUACAAAUACCUCAAAUGCUUACACGACUGACCAACUUCAGGUAAAGCACAAAUCAGAUGGAGACUUGAUUUUGACUUUAAAAGAUUCUUCUGACGAUUCGGUCAAGUAUGCUCUUCCAACACGUAAUGAUGGAUUUAUGGUAGAACGAGGUGAAAGUCAACCCAAUAUUUGUGUUUGGAUUGGAACUGAGAAACAUUACCAGAAAAUUGGUUAUUUAUUAAUUUUUGAGACGGGAGAGAAGGCAUCUGAAUUUUACAAAUUUACUCAACAACGCAAUACAAUUACAAAGCCGAUUGAAGAAAAAAAUGAUGUGGGUGUGAUUAUUGAUGUUUAAAUUUUUGGAAAAUACUCGAGAAUUUUUUUCAAUGAAAAUUUUGU
Molecule: messenger RNA, 503 nt
Organism: Meloidogyne enterolobii
Lineage: Eukaryota; Metazoa; Nematoda; Chromadorea; Rhabditida; Meloidogynidae
Source: the annotation of a GenBank genome assembly